AUGAAAAUUAUAUUAUUGCUUAUUUUAAGUAUAUAUUUUUAUUCUCCAUUAGUUUCAACACAAGAUGAGAGCAAUGCAGAUCCAGUAAUUUGCAAUAUAGCUGGACAAAUGUGGAACAGUUCUUAUAUAUUUAAUAUAAAUGAAUUACCGGGACGUUGUGAUAUAUUUAUAGUAGGUCAAUUUGCUUUUGACCGUGACGAUUGUACCUAUGUAAUGGAAGCAGAUGAAAAUAUAAUACAAAGUUUGUCAGAAGCUAACAAAAUUGUUUUCUUAAGCAUCGGGUUCAUAGAUGAAGAUGAUUGGGGCACAAUUUUUGAUCCUCCGGAUAUAGAUUUAUACAAUACUCAAAAAUUUAAUCCAUUGGUCGAUUUUUUAAAUAAAUACAAAAUUGGUGGUCUUAUUAUUAAUUGCCGAGAUAUAUAUGUUAAAAUAGAAAAUUUGGCACAGAAAAUAGGUGACUUUGCCGCUUCCAUUAAAAAAGAAAUAGAUGGAUUAAUAGUUGGUUUAAUCAUAACUGGUUUGAACUAUGAAAUGUUUCCAAAUAAUACACUUUUUGAUUUUACAUUUACAAAUGAUAUUUUGGAUACUUAUUUCAUUGAUUUUUCAUUUUUAAACGAAUGUAAUGAAAAUUCAAAAAAAACUGGUACGAGUCCAAUAACUAGUGAAACUAUGACAUCUAUAGAACAAGUCACUUGUGCUGUAAUGAGUUCAUCUAUGGAUAAAUCAAAAAUUUAUGCUUUGAUACAAGUAACUGUUACUAUUCCAAAAUCACUUGUUGCAGAAUUCGAUAAAGAGAUCACAACUUAUUCAAUAUAUUGUGGCAGUAACGAUCUAGCUAAUUCACACCAGUUGUGUGUGAACCCUUCAAAGCUUUCAUAUGAUCAAGGAGCUUAUGCAAAACAAUUCUACAUUGGAAUAUUCCUAGAUAGUCUGGAUGCAGAUGAUUAUGAAUGCAGUUGUGGUUGCGGAAAAUUCCCAGUGUCAAAUACAAUUAUUGAUGGGUGGAAAUCAUGUACUUUUACGGAAUGUUCUAAAAUAGAUGAAUGUUAA
Molecule: messenger RNA, 1050 nt
Organism: Rhopalosiphum maidis (corn leaf aphid)
Lineage: Eukaryota; Metazoa; Arthropoda; Insecta; Hemiptera; Aphididae
Exons: 8
Coding region: 1-1050 (349 amino acids)
Source: RefSeq, a predicted model, not a curated record